AUGACUUCCGUCGCUUCCGUCCAGAUUAACGACACCAAUGUCUUUUAUCGACAGGCAGGCCCCUCGACGGCGUCUGCCCCGACGGUCCUCCUCCUCCACGGCUUUCCGUCCUCGUCGCACCAGUUUCGCAACCUCAUCCCUCUCCUCGCGGCUAAGGGUUACCGCGUGAUCGCCCCAGACCUGCCCGGCUUCGGCUUCACCACCACGCCCUCUCCAUACAAGUAUACAUUUGCCAACCUCGCCGAGACGAUUGACAGCUUCGUCGACGCGCUGAAGCUCACUCGCUUCGCCAUUUACAUCUUCGACUACGGCGCCCCGACGGGCCUCCGCCUCGCCCUUAAGCACCCGGAAAAGGUCGCCGCAAUUGUUAGCCAAAACGGCAACGCCUAUGAGGAAGGCUUUGGCGCCGAGUUCUGGGCUCCGCUGCGCAAGUACUGGGCGUCGGGCGCCAAGGAAGACCGCGAUGCCUUGCGCGGCGCCCUUGAGCUUUCCGUAACCAAGUGGCAGUAUACCGACGGUUCGCCCAACGCUAAUAAGAUACAGCCAGAGGCUUGGACGCUUGACCAGGCGCUCAUGGACCGGCCGGGCAACAAGGACAUCCAGCUAGACCUAUUUUACGACUACCGCAAUAAUGUACCGCUGUACAAGUCGUUUCACGAAUACUUUCGCAGCUCGGGCGUGCCUGUGCUGGCAAUCUGGGGCAAGAACGAUACUAUCUUUGUGGCCCCCGGCGCCGAGGCGUUCAAGAAGGAUGUUAAAAAGCUGGAGGUGAAGCUGAUCGACGCCGGCCACUUUGCCAUCGAGACAAACGAGCAGGAGUUUGCCGACGCGAUUCACGCGUUUUUUGACAAGUUUCAAGUAUUCACUAGCUGA
Molecule: messenger RNA, 873 nt
Organism: Purpureocillium lilacinum
Lineage: Eukaryota; Fungi; Ascomycota; Sordariomycetes; Hypocreales; Ophiocordycipitaceae
Molecular function (GO): epoxide hydrolase activity
Source: RefSeq, a predicted model, not a curated record